This is a messenger RNA of Pocillopora verrucosa, 951 nucleotides long. The record is from RefSeq and is a predicted model, not a curated record. Lineage: Eukaryota; Metazoa; Cnidaria; Anthozoa; Scleractinia; Pocilloporidae.
AUGCCGUGGAAUUCGAGUUUCCCAGUCCUACUGGCCUCUUUGUAUCUCAUGGACUUCGCUAAUGCUAAAAAUCCGUGCAAGACCGAAGUUAGCGUACCUGGUAUGGCUCUCAGAGGAUUCGUCUUUAAAAAGGUCCCAGUAACAGCUCCUCAUGUGUGCGAUAUCACCUGCGAGAGGGAAACGAUAUGUCAAAGCUACAAUUAUGUAAUUGGGGAAAAGUCCUGUGAACUUAACACCCGGACCAAGGAAGCAAGGCCCGAGAAUUUCCAGCCAGACGAUUUACGCUUUUACAUGGGACGCAUUAGUGGUAGAACCCCCUUAGGAUCUAUUCCUGAAUUACCAGCGCUGUCGUGCCAAGAGAUAAAAUUAAGUGAAGGUAAAGACAGCAUCAGUAAAAAUUACUGGUUGGAUCCAAUUAAUGUCGGGAGCUCAAAGCUGGUUUACUGCGACAUGAUUUUGGAAGACAUCGAUGAAUGUAAAGGCAGCAAUAAGGUUUGUGACGAAAAUGCAAACUGCUCCAAUACUGUUGGGUUUUAUAAUUGCAUCUGCAAAGAAGGAUUUACUGGGGAUGGACGCUCGUGCUCAGCCGAUCCUUGCUAUCAUUAUAAAAACCUGAGUGAAGCCAGUAGAAAGAUUAGUUACGUAAGUGGUUUAGAGCUGUGUGACAAACUACUCCCUGAGAGAUGGUAUCGUUUCGUGGGAGCUGCAGGAACAAAAAUGCCAACAACGCGUGUGCAAGCAUUCAGUUGUGGUACAGACUGGCCAGGCUGGUUGGAUGGUGCUCAUCCUACAGUGGAAGAUGGUGACGUUCUCCGGACGGUCUGCUUUAGUGAUCGCAAUACUGGUUGCAUAUACUCAACAAAUAUUUUUGUAAAAAACUGUGGAUCCAACUUCAUAUACAAACAUAAACACCCACCUCAUUGUGAGUCACGCUACUGUAGUACAGACUGA